Cryptococcus deneoformans JEC21 is the source of this 3241-nucleotide messenger RNA. RefSeq names its product endoplasmic reticulum protein, putative. The record is from RefSeq and is a predicted model, not a curated record. Gene Ontology annotation, molecular function: protein binding. NCBI's taxonomy places the organism in Eukaryota, Fungi, Basidiomycota, Tremellomycetes, Tremellales, Cryptococcaceae. The transcript has 9 exons. Bases 94 to 3162 code for a protein of 1022 amino acids. Gene Ontology annotation, cellular component: EMC complex. Gene Ontology annotation, biological process: protein folding in endoplasmic reticulum.
GACGAGCGCGUCCAUGGGUCCGUCAGUACGAGUAGUAUACUGGUACAUACUGCAUAUCAUCUUUCCUCAUCAAGACCACCAUAUGAGUCCAAGAUGAGGACUUCAUCCGGGUUACGAGGCAUUCGUUCCUCUCUUUUCUUCCUUUCGACCCUCUGUCUUCUCAUCGUUUGCCUUCCGACAGCUCUCGGACUGCAACAAGAACUCGCCGGUAUCGUCGACUGGCACAAACCUCUGAUCGGUGAACCGCUUUUAGAACCCACACCGCCUUUGUUUGUGGAGGGUAAGGGGAUUGAUGGGGGAAGGGUUGUACAGCUGACCAAGAAAAACCUGUUGGCUGUUUUGAAUGCUGAGAAUGGUGAAAUCGUAUGGAGACAAGCGUUAGAGGAUAAUGACCCUGUAGUAUCUUUCCAUGUGCAGGAAGACACUAUCCUCUUGCUCUCCGGUCCCAGCGCAUCAUCAGCCCGUCUCUUCUCCCUUACUACAGGCCAUCUCCUGUGGCACGCUCCUCUCCUUCCACUCUCUCAAUCCCACCUGAUCACCCCAGUCUACCUCGGCACCGACGCAGCAUACGUUGCCGCUCAAGGUUCCGAACCCGCCAGCUGGCUAGUUUUGAGUGACGGCAAGCGAAUUACCAGACUGAGCAGCGACAAAGGGGAUAUUUUGUGGAGCAUGGAAUCCCCUGGUGCAGGAUCCAACAUGGUAUUCAAACAAAUUAUGCCUUCUGGUAACUCCAUCCACAUCCUCGCAUUACAUUACUCUUUCGCUGUGCAGAGUUUGCUCACCUCUACCAUCGCUCUCGACAAACCCAUCCCUCGAGCAGACUUUGGCCAAGUUCCCUCGGUUGUGCAAAUCCCAGAACAAGCCAUGAUCGCUUCCGCCCAUGAGACGGGAACUGCCCAUAUUGUAUGGAUAGAUCACGGUCGGAUCCGUAGCUUGCAUCUCAAUGAGGGCGGUACACUCGGUGAGAUCAAGGAGAUUCUACCCGGCAAGGGUCGUCUCUAUGGCAGCAUCAUCGAUGUUGGGCUUCGACAUAAGGGUUACAUUCUCGGUAAACGAGAAGACGGAGGGGUGGAAAUUUUGGAUGUGCGAGAUGGUAAGAAGGUGGAGGAGUUUGAGCUGUCGAAGGACUCGCCAGAGAGAUCAGAUUCGGUCUAUUCGGCUAUGGUCACGGAAAGAGGUGUUCUCGUAAACAGGGUCUAUUGGUCCUACAAUAUGGCCGUGGGAGUCGCCCAAUCCAUCAGCAUUCCUGCAUCAGCUACUUCCGAAGUGAUCACUUCGGGUUUCACCUUCGCAUUUGAUGACCUCGUUCACGGUGUCAUUCUCCACGCCGCUGUAUCCCCCUCUGUCAACGAAAGACACCUUCCUUCUCUCAUCCUCACCACCUCAUCUCACGCUAUCCAACGAAUGCAGUUCAACGGUGCUCAGUGGACACGCGAAGAAUCCUUGGCGGAUGUGACGGCUGUCAUGUUUGUUGAUCUCGGCGAGCCCGAAGUGGAAGAGGUCAGAGAAGUUCUUGACGAGGAAGGAUUUGGGGCUCGUUUGCUGAGACAUUUGGGUGAAUUGAAAGACCUCCCCGCCUAUCUUGUCCGCUUUAUCAAACGAUUCACUUCAGCUUCUUAUUCCUCUGCUCUCCGUAUCACCCCUCUCAACCAAACUAAGCUCCACCGCGACCAGUUCGGCUUUCAAAAACUCGUCAUCCUCUCUACGGCCAACGGUAAACUCUUCGCUCUCGACUCUUCCAAUGGCGCAACCGUCUGGACUAGGAAUUUGGGGCUGAUGACGGAAAAGGGUUCAGAUGUGAAGGUAGAUGGGAUGUGGAUUGUGAGGCAAAAUGAAGGAGGCGUGUUGUUGGGUGUACUAGCCUCCAAAACGGUGGACAAAGGAGGAGUGAGAACGGUGGCUUAUCAUGUGGACGCCUAUACGGGCGAGGUUUCGGGUAACGUCAAUACCGGUACUGGUCUUCCUGAAGGGACUACUCUCUUUGAAGGCAAGUUGAGGGAAGCAUUCCUUACACCCUUUGAUAAUUGCGGCAGCAAAUCAAAGGUUUUGGGGGUCGUCGAUGACAAGGAAAGGCUACACCUCUGGCCUGGGUGCAAAAAGGUAACCAAGACUAUGAAAGAAGCAGCGAACAAGCUAUUUUUCACCACCACUACCAAGUCUAUUGAUGGUACUGCCAUUCAAGGCUUUACACCUUCCGCGACGCCCCUCAACGAAAGUAGCUACACCUACACUUCAAGCUUGAUUUGGUCCCAUCCCUUCAGGGAGGAUGAAAUGAUCCUCGAAUCUCAGCCUGUCACCUUGGACGCUAUCGCCAGUUUUGGUCGUGUCCUCGGCGACAAGUCCACCUUGUAUAAGUACCUCAAUCCUCACCUCCUUAUUCUCAGCACGUUCUCCCCGUCCACCAAAGGCCUCAAUCCUGUGACUCACAAGGAGGUUGGGUUGGGAAGGGUUUAUGUGCUGGAUACGAUAACUGGUGAGACAGUCUAUGCGACGGAAAUUGAUGGAGUGGUGAAGAGAGGUGGGAUCCAUGUUGCGAUGGUGGAGAAUUGGUUAGUGUACACGUGGCUUGCGGAAGGGGGUUAUAGAAUUGGAUCAGUAGAGAUUUACGAAGAUACCGAGAAGAAGGGUGUGACUCCCGCGGUGUCAAGUUUUGUGUCCAAGCAGGUAAAGGCAUUUGCUCAGACCUUCAUCAUCCCUUCGGAGAUCAAGGCUUUGGGAUUCACCACUUCCAAAGCUGGUAUCACUACUAAAGAACUCAUCUUUGUGAACAACCGUAAUCAAAUUAUCUCUAUCCCUCGCCGUCUCCUCGACCCUCGUCGGCCGAUGGGCAAGCCCACAUCGAGAGAUAAAGAGGAAAUGCUGAUUCCUUAUGACAAUAUGAUUGCCAUCGACACCAGAAAAAUCAUUUCUCACGAAUACCAGGUCCAAGGAACAACUUCCCUCCUUUCGUCGCCCGCUCUUGUUGAAUCGACAUCCCUUCUCUUAGCGUAUGGUCAAGAUCUCUUCCUCACUCGAGGUCUCACCCCCUCAGGCACCUUUGACAUCCUCUCAGACAACUUUAACAAGAUCCAGUUACUGUUAACAUUGGGAGGCCUCAGUGCGGGUAUCUUUGUAGCCAAGCCAGCUGUGAAGAGAAAGUGGUUAAGAAUGAAGUGGUACUAGCCAGAAGACAUUCAUUGUUCUGUCAUUUGUUCAUGCACUUUAGAUUUGGUCUAUUUUAUGCAUAUAUGGGAUGGCAGUG